GGUUUCCUUUUUCCCUCUCCACUGUCCGUUGCUCUUCGACUUCGCCGCCAAGGCGCGCAGAAAUUAUUCUGCGCGGUGUCCCGGUGAGUUUACACACUAUAUGCAUAUACAGUACACAGUGUGUAUCACGCCUCCUCGCCGUUCGUCUGUUCGAUCGGAAGUAAAGAGAACGUCGAUAGCUUGUUCAUUGAGAAAGUAGCAAUCUUUUUUCCGUUCGCGCGCUUCUUCGGCCAAAUCUUGUAAAUUCACCGAACUCCCGGAUUUAGCAAAUCAGGAUUUACGGCAAAAAAGAGCGAAACGGAGUCGCUGUGAGAUUUAACGGUUCCCUAAUAAAUCCUGUUUGGCAGGAUUUAGCAUAAAUCCUGUAUCCAAACAGCCCCAUCGAGAUGAAGAGGCAGAGGGUGAAGAAUUUUUCUCGAACCAGAGGAGGCAAGAAGAAGCCCAAAUCCAUCUCCAAUGGGGACGAUCCGUUCUUCGAAGCUGACGCGAAGCGACGGCGCAAGGGAGUUACGGCAUUCAACGACAAAGAGGAAGUCGAGAGCUUGCCUAGCGACGAAUCUGAGGCCGAGGUGGUGGGUGGAGAGGAUCAAGGGGAGGAGCCUGAGGAGACCGCAGCAGAAACAAGGUUCCGGAUGGCUAAGGAGCAUCUUGAAAGGAUUAGAGCUGCGGCAAAGAAGCUUGAAGAAGAGGAGGGGGUUGGAGAGGGUGAUGAAAUAAAUAUGGAGGAGAGGGAAGGGAGGAGGGACUCUCUUGUCGCUGAGAUACUGCAGAAGGACCAGCUCGAGGCAAGUGGUCGUGUGAGGCGGUUGAUAGCUUCAAGGGUUUUGAAUCCUGAACCUGAUGAUGAGUUCAAAGUGCUGGUGAAGCACCGGAUGUCCGUAACUGCAGUAGGACUAGCUGAAGAUGAUCGUAGAGGGUUCUCAGCUUCUAAAGAUGGAACCAUUUUGCAUUGGGAUGUUGAAAGUGGAAAACAUGAGAAGUAUUUGUGGCCUAAUGAGGAUGUACUGAUUUCACACCGUGCAAAUGGUCCUCAAAAUUCAACAUCAAAGAGGAGUAAGAACGUCUUAAGUUUGGCUGUCAGCUCUGAUGGCCGCUAUUUAGCUUCUGGAGGUUUAGACAGAGAUGUGCAUCUGUGGGAUACUCGCACACGUGAGCACAUCCAGGCAUUCCGUGGCCAUAGAGGCCCUGUAACCUGCCUUACUUUUAGGCAGGGAACUCCACAACUCUUCUCUGGCUCCUUUGAUCGAACAAUCAAGCUUUGGAAUGUAGAGGACAGAACCCACAUGGAUAAUCUUUUUGGUCAUCAAAGUGAAGUGUUGACUAUUGAUUGUUUGCAUAAAGAGCGGCUUCUAACAGUUGGCCGUGAUCGGACUAUGCGGUUAUGGAAGGUUCCUGAGGAAUCACAAUUAGUUUUCCGAGCUCCUGCAUCUUCGCUCGAGUGUUGUUGCUUUAUUAAUGAUAGUGAAUUCUUGUCUGGCUCUGAUGAUGGUAGUAUAGAGCUUUGGAGCAUAUUACGAAAGAAGCCUAUUCAUAUCAUUAAAAAUGCACAUGCUCUGUUAUCAUCUCAUGACGAGCACUUGCCUACAAAUAGCAAGGAAGGCUUACCUAACGGCAAUCAUGCAGGCGGCUGCUCCACCUCAGUUCAAUCUUGGGUAAGUUCAGUUGCAGUGUGCAGAGGAAGUGAUCUUGUUGCAUCUGGAGCUGCUAAUGGUGUGAUUCGUCUAUGGAACAUUGCAAGUGAUGACAAAAACAUCCAGCCGCUACUAGCUUAUCCCUUGGUUGGAUUUGCCAAUUCACUUGCAUUCUCAAAAUCUGGCCGCUUUAUUCUGGCUGGGGUUGGGCAGGAACCUCGCCUGGGAAGAUGGGGCCGAGUUCAUAAUGCUCGAAAUGGAGUUGCAGUUCAUUCCAUCCGGCUCUCUGAGGAGCAUUCUGCACUGUACUAGAGCAGGCAUGGUACUCAAUUUUGGUAGGCUUAUGUAGUUGAUCUGUUCCAGGUACAAUUUUGGAUAUGUAUCUGAUGUUUUAUUCUUUGUUAAUCCAUACUAAAAUUUAUUUUCCUCUACUACCACAUUUGUUGUUUUGAUAG
Messenger RNA from Dendrobium catenatum, 2086 nucleotides. RefSeq names its product U3 snoRNP-associated protein-like YAOH. The transcript is spliced from 7 exons. The record is from RefSeq and is a predicted model, not a curated record. Bases 387 to 1943 code for a protein of 518 amino acids. Lineage: Eukaryota; Viridiplantae; Streptophyta; Magnoliopsida; Asparagales; Orchidaceae. Gene Ontology annotation, cellular component: small-subunit processome. Gene Ontology annotation, molecular function: snoRNA binding; protein binding.